UCUCUCAAGCAUAGACUGCAAGAGGACAAGUGAAGUUAUAGGUUCCCACGCGUGAACGUAAAAACGACCCACUUUGGAGCAUGUCUUUGUCUUUAUCGCGCAGCCUGUGCAGGGUCUUAACCCGACACAAUGCUACGUCCAGCUUCCUGCUGGGAGAGCAUCACCAGAGUCCUUUCUCUGUUCCAGUGAUGACACUGAAGACAACUGCUGCACUGAGAGCGGAGCCCAAAAAGAAGAAGAAAGUGGACCCAAGAAGGGAGCAGGUGCUGAGAGAGAGGAUGAAAAAGAAGCUGAAGAAGCUGGAGAAGGUUCCACCUGAGUUGAUCCCCGUAGAAGACCUCAUAACUCCUGCCAGAUUUCUGGAUGAAACCAGGGAACGCUCUGCACCGAGGCUGUCAUUUGAAGAGAGUGAGCGUCGAGCUCUGCUGCUGAAGGAGUGGUGUCGAUACAAACAGAAUCAGCACAUGGCUGAGAUGGAGGCAGUUGAACUUGCUCUAGAGGCACAGAGGGAGGCGCUGGAGGAGCUAAAGUUGGAGUCUGAGGAGCUGUACCAGGCUGCACUGAAGCCAGACCCCCUUCUGUUUCCCUUCACUCAUGAAGGUCCCGCCUACACACCAGCAAAGACAAAGUAUUACGCUCCUGAUGGGAAAUAUAAUGACGUCACUAAAGUUUACACUCAGUGAUGGACAGGCUGUGUGUUAUAAUAUAAUAAACGUGUGGUGUUGUUUUUUUUUUUUUUGUAACAGUCCCUGAGCAAAGAUGCAGCUUAUUAACAGCCUGCAGACAUGUCAGGGAAUGACACUUUUUUUUCCUAUUUUCAGUUGUACAUCUCAGUUUGUCUUUUCUGUAUCAAAAGCAACAUUUAACGAAAUAAUGCAUCAUAUUGAUUUUUGUCCACAAUCACAAAUCUGUAUAAAACACAAAGGAAAAUAAAAAUGUGCUUUUUAUAUUAAGGCA
This is a messenger RNA of Labrus mixtus (cuckoo wrasse), 957 nucleotides long. RefSeq names its product mitochondrial ribosomal protein L40 (gene mrpl40). The transcript is spliced from 5 exons. Gene Ontology annotation, cellular component: mitochondrial large ribosomal subunit; mitochondrial ribosome. The record is from RefSeq and is a predicted model, not a curated record. Bases 81 to 683 code for a protein of 200 amino acids. NCBI's taxonomy places the organism in Eukaryota, Metazoa, Chordata, Actinopteri, Labriformes, Labridae.